Messenger RNA from Dothidotthia symphoricarpi CBS 119687, 1614 nucleotides. RefSeq lists its product as uncharacterized. Lineage: Eukaryota; Fungi; Ascomycota; Dothideomycetes; Pleosporales; Dothidotthiaceae. The record is from RefSeq and is a predicted model, not a curated record. The transcript has 3 exons. Gene Ontology annotation, molecular function: D-serine ammonia-lyase activity. Bases 103 to 1449 code for a protein of 448 amino acids. Gene Ontology annotation, biological process: D-serine catabolic process.
UCGCUAUCCAUCUAUGACUCAACCUCAACCUCAACCUCAACCUCACCAUCACAUCCCAUCAAUCCCCCAUCCCUUCCUCAAAUAACCAAAGCAAAAGCAAAAAUGGCACUCUACCCCCUCGCCCCGCACGCCCCCCUCCUCACUCAGUUCCUACACAAAAACACAAACGAUGUGCCCACCCCAGCCAUCAUACUCGACCGCGCGCUGAUAAAACGGCACUGCGAGGCCAUGCUACGUGUCUGCAGCGACCUGGGAGUAGGAUUCCGCGCGCACGUUAAGAGCCACAAGACGCUCGAACUAUCCAAACUGCAAGUCAGCGCUGCCCCAUCCCAACCGGCGAAUUUCAUCGUGUCGACGGUGAUGGGGGGCGAGCAGUUAGCAGACUAUGUGAGGGAGUGUCAGGGUGUGGGGAGGGAGAGCAGUAUUCUCUACGGCGUGCCUGUUUCCCCAUCGGCUGUCCCGCGACUGGUGGAUCUCGCGCGUACGCUGGCGCCGGGGUCCGUCAAUGUGAUAGUCGAUAACCGGGAUGCGUUUGUCGCGUUCCAUGACAAAGUCAAGGAGAGUGGGGUGCAGAUCGGCGUGUUUGUCAAGAUCGAUACGGGGUAUCACCGCGCGGGGAUUACGACUUCAUCGCCGCGGCUCCCCGCGCUCGUGGAAACCAUCGUCGAGCGAGUGGGAGCUGAGUUCCGCGGGUUCUACUCGCACUUUGGACACUCGUAUGCAGGCAACUCCGAGGACAACGCGGCAGAGGGGCUGAUUGAGGAGUUGGUUGGGCUGGAAGCAGCGUGUCGAGUAGUUCCUGCGUCGUAUACUGGGAAACUAGUGUUGAGCGUUGGGGCCACGCCAACUGCGACAGCGGCGCAGAACAUGCUUUCGAGCGGGUCGCCGCGGGUCAAAGAGUUCCAGGAGGUGUUGGGGAGACUGAAAGAAAAGCAUGUUGUUGAGUUGCAUGCGGGUGUGUAUCCGUUGUUGGACUGCCAGCAGGUGGCUACGCAUGCGCGACCAGCGGCGGGCAUCGGGGGACUGUCCAAGGAAAACAUUGCGAUUCGGAUGCUCAUGGAGGUGACGAGCGUGUACGACGAGCGCGCAAAGCCCGAGGCGCUGGUGUCGGCUGGGUCGCUGGCAAUGGGUCGCGAGCCGUGUAAGAGCUAUCCUGGAUGGGGCAUUGUCACGGGCGCGAUGGGUAAUAGUGGGACAGGGUCGGUGUACGAUGAGAGUGGCGACAAGACGGGGUGGAUUGUGGGGAGAAUCAGCCAGGAGCACGGCAUCUUGACUUGGGAGGGCGAGAGGGAGAAGAUGAACCCGCUGGCGAUUGGCGACAGGGUGACGAUCUGGCCAAACCAUGCUUGUGUGGCCGGCGCUGGAUUUGGGUGGUACCUCGUUGUUGAUUCUGACGAGGGUAAGGGUGAUGUGGUUGUGGACGUGUGGGUGCGCUGGCGGGGGUGGUAGAGCAGACGCGCAGGCCAAAUAGCGUGUCAAGAUUCAUGAUUAAGAGAGUGUCAAGACCCAUGAACAGGAUAGAUGUCAAGACUCAGUCCAAAAUAACCUCACUUCCACCUGGGCAGUCACCGCUGACUGGGGUGAGUGGCAUACUUGGGUGCUGACGCCCUGCCC